Messenger RNA from Iphiclides podalirius (scarce swallowtail), 2685 nucleotides. The record is from the annotation of a GenBank genome assembly. Lineage: Eukaryota; Metazoa; Arthropoda; Insecta; Lepidoptera; Papilionidae.
AUGACCGGCAAUAUAGGAAUGGAGCAACUGAUUCCUAUCGUUAAUAAACUGCAAGAUGCCUUCACCCAACUUGGUGUUCACAUGCAGUUGGAUCUGCCGCAAAUUGCAGUGGUUGGGGGUCAAUCUGCUGGGAAUUAUGGAAUGCAGCAGUUAAUCCCUGUUGUAAACAAAUUACAAGAUGCAUUCGUGCAAAUGGGAGUGCACAUGUCCUUAGAUCUUCCACAAAUUGCAGUUGUGGGUGGUCAAUCUGCAGGAAAAAGUUCAGUACUAGAAAAUUUUGUCGGCAGGGAUUUCCUGCCUAGAGGAUCAGGAAUUGUAACUCGGAGGCCAUUAAUUCUACAGCUCAUACAUGGAAAUGCAGAAUAUGCUGAGUUCCUUCAUUGUAAGGGGAAAAAGUUUACGGACUUCAAUGAGGUACGCAGCGAGAUCGAAGCAGAGACGGAUCGUGUGACUGGAAGCAACAAAGGCAUUUCACCUGUGCCCAUAAAUUUGCGCGUCUACUCACCAAAUGUGCUCAAUCUGACCCUGAUCGACCUGCCGGGCCUGACGAAGGUGCCCAUCGGCGACCAGCCCGCCGACAUAGAGCAGCAGAUCAAGAUGAUGAUAUUCCAGUUCAUCCGCCGCGAGUCGUGCCUCAUCCUCGCCGUGACGCCGGCGAACACCGAUCUGGCGAACAGCGACGCCCUCAAGCUGGCGAAAGAGGUGGACCCUCAAGGUCUUCGCACCAUCGGCGUGAUCACCAAGCUGGACCUGAUGGACGACGGCACGGACGCCAGGGACGUGCUGGAGAACAAACUGCUGCCGCUUCGCCGCGGCUACAUCGGCGUCGUGAACCGCUCGCAGAAGGAUAUAGAUGGGCGGAAGGACAUCUCGGCCGCCCUCGCCGCCGAGAGGAAGUUCUUCCUCAGCCACCCGUCGUACCGGCACCUCGCCGACCGCCUGGGCACGCCGUACCUGCAGCGCGUGCUCAACCAGCAGCUGACGAACCACAUCAGGGACACGCUGCCCGGGCUGCGUGACAAGCUGCAGAAGCAGCUGCUCGCCCUCGAGAAGGACGUCGAGCAGUACAAGCACUUCCGCCCAGACGACCCCUCCAUCAAGACCAAGGCGAUGCUGCAAAUGAUCCAGCAGCUGCAGACGGAAUUCGAGAAGACCAUCGAGGGAUCCGGUUCGGCCCAGAUCAAUACGAACGAGCUCUCCGGUGGCGCGAAGAUCAACAGGCUCUUCCACGAGCGGUUCCCAUUCGAGAUCGUCAAGAUGGAAAUAGACGAGAAGGAGUUGCGGCGCGAGAUUGCCUUCGCUAUCCGAAACAUACACGGUAUCAGGGUCGGCCUAUUCACACCUGAUAUGGCGUUCGAGGCUAUUGUAAAGAAACAGAUCUCGCGGCUAAAGGAACCCUGCUUGAAGUGCGUUGACUUAGUCGUUCAGGAGCUUUCGAACGUUGUCCGCGUUUGCACUGAGCGGAUGUCUCGCUACCCCCGUCUGCGCGAGGAGACGGAGCGCAUCAUCAUGUCGCACGUGCGCUCCAGAGAGCAGCAGUGCAAGGACCAGCUGGUGCUCUUAGUGGACUGCGAGCUGGCCUACAUGAACACAAACCACGAGGACUUCAUCGGAUUCGCCAACGCCCAAAACCAGUCCGAGAGUGCUGUUAAGUCUGGACACCGCACACUUGGCAACCAAGUCAUCAGGAAGGGAUUCAUGUGCAUACACAACCUCGGCAUCAUGAAAGGUGGCUCUCGCGAUUAUUGGUUCGUGCUGACGUCGGAGAGCAUCUCCUGGUACAAGGACGAAGAAGAGCGCGAGAAGAAAUACAUGCUGCCCCUGGACGGGCUCAAGUUGCGCGAUCUGGAGCAGGGCUUUAUGUCUCGGAGGCAUAUGUUCGCACUCUUCAACCCGGAGGGACGGAAUGUCUAUAAGGAUUACAAGCAGCUGGAGUUAUCUUGUGAAACGCAAGAUGAUGUUGAUUCGUGGAAGGCGUCGUUCCUCAGGGCCGGUGUGUACCCGGAGAAAACAUCAGAAGCUGCUAACGGGGAAGAGGGCGAAGGAAACGAGAACUCGGACAGCGCCGGUUCCAGCAGCAUGGACCCCCAGCUGGAGAGGCAGGUGGAGACGAUCCGGAACCUGGUCGACUCGUACAUGCGCAUAGUGACGAAGACCACCCGCGAUCUAGUGCCCAAGACCAUUAUGAUGAUGAUCAUCAACAACGCCAAAGAUUUCAUCAACGGGGAGCUGCUCGCCCAUCUGUACGCAUCCGGCGAUCAGUCCCAGAUGAUGGAGGAGUCGCCGGAGGAGGCGCAGAAGCGCGAGGAGAUGCUGCGCAUGUACCACGCGUGCAAGGAGGCGCUGCGCAUCAUCGGCGACGUUUCCAUGGCGACGGUGAGCACGCCCGUGCCGCCGCCCGUGAAGAACGACUGGCUCGAGAGCCGCCUCGACUCGAACCCGCGCCUCUCGCCGCCGUCGCCCGGCGGCCCGCGCCGCGCCACGCCCGCGCAGCAAGGUUCCCUGGGCCAGCGUGGGGCUCCGCCGCCGCCCGGAGCGGGCACCGGUCGGCCUGCGCCCCCGUUGCCGUCGCGGCCGGGCGGCGCCGCCCCUCCCCCGCCGCGGCCCGCCCCGCCCCCUCGCAGGGACUCCCCGCGCCCCUCAUACCCACACGGCGCUAAGUGGCGGCCCCGGAGUGUCCCUAAC